ACAGCAGCUGUGCACCAUUCUUGGACACAAAGUCCUCAGGAGUCACGAGGUUAGCGCAGGAUCUGUUUUUUCAUGCCUGGUUUUGCUGACUACAGAGUUACUUAGUCAACGAUAAUAAUCAGAAUAAAAGUCCUCUCCUAAAGUUAGAGUAGUUUUAUGUUAAUCUAUGGCAAGGAAAAGCAAGUCAAAUCUGCCAGAAUUGUAUCUAGAAGAAAACAAAGAUCAGAUAUAUGAAAAUGCCCUUGCUGAGAUCCAGUCCUUUGAGCUGCCUCUUGGAACCACCCUAAGGUCUGUAUAUGAUGACCAACCAAACGCACAUCAGAGGUUUAUGGAAAAACUAGAUGCCUGCAUACGUAACCAUGACAGGGAGAUAGAAAAGAUGUGCAAUUUUCACCAUCAGGGCUUUGUGGAUGCUAUUACAGAACUUCUUAAAGUUAGGGCUGAUGCAGAAAAAUUGAAGGUCCAAGUUACUGAUACCAACCGAAGGCUUCAGGAUGCUGGGAAAGAGGUCAUAGCCCAAACAGAGGAAAUCAUUCGAUGUAGAGUUCAGCAACGGAAUAUUACAACAGUUGUGGAAAAACUACAGUUGUGUCUUCCAGUGCUGGAAAUGUACAGCAAACUGAAAGAACAGAUGAAUGUAAAAAGAUACUAUUCUGCUUUAAAAACAAUGGAACAGCUAGAAAAUCUAUAUCUUCCUAGAGUUAGCCAAUACCGUUUUUGCCAGAUAAUGAUAGAAAAUCUUCCAAAACUGCGUGAAGAAAUAAAAGAAAUAUCCAUGUCAGAUCUCAAGGAUUUCUUAGAGAGUAUUCGAAAGCAUUCUGACAGAAUUGGGGAAACUGCCAUGAAGCAGGCACAGCAGCAGAAAACCUUCAGUACCGCUCUUCAGAAGCAGAAUAAUGUAAACUAUGGUCGGAAUAUGCAUUUAGGUAGAAGCAGAAUUUUGGAAUCCAAGAACGAAAUUACAUUGAAGCGAACGUUUGAAGAAGAUGAUGAACAUGAAGAAGAGGUUUUAACUGCUCAAGAUCUUGUAGACUUUUCUCCAGUCUAUAGGUGUUUGCACAUCUACUCAGUUUUGGGUGAUGGAGAAAUAUUUGAAAAUUACUACAGAAAACAAAGAAGGAAACAAGCAAGAUUAGUUCUGCAGCCGCAGUCAAGCAUGCAUGAAACAGUAGAAGGCUAUAGAAGAUACUUCAGUCAAAUUGUAGGUUUCUUUGUAGUAGAAGACCACAUUUUACAUGUAACCCAAGGACUGGUAACUAGAACAUAUACCGAUGAACUCUGGAACAUGGCCCUUUCCAAGAUCAUUGCUGUUCUAAGAACACAUUCAUCAUAUUGCAGUGAUCCCGACCUUGUUCUGGAACUGAAGAAUCUCAUUGUAGUAUUUGCUGAUACUUUGCAGGGCUAUGGUUUUCCUGUGAACCGACUAUUUGAUCUUUUAUUUGAGAUAAGAGACCAGUACAAUGAAACACUUCUUAAAAAGUGGUCUGGACUGUUCAGGGAUAUUUUUGAAGCGGACAACUACAGCCCUAUUCCUGUAGCAAAUGAAGAGGAAUACAAAAUAGUUAUAAGCAAAUUUCCUUUUCAAGAUCCAGAACUUGAUAAGCAAUCCUUUCCAAAGAAGCUUCCAAUGUCUCAGUCAGUGCCUCAGAUUUAUAUCCAGGUUAAGGAAUUUAUUUAUGCAAGCCUUAAGUUUUCAGAGUCACUUCACCGCAGCUCAACAGAAAUAGUUGAUAUGCUCAGAAAAUCUACAAAUUUGCUGCUUACAAGAACUCUAAGUAGUUGUUUACAGAACCUAAUUAAAAAACCUCAUAUAGGUUUAACCGAGCUUGUUCAAAUCAUCAUAAACACAACACACCUGGAACAAGCCUGUAAAUACCUUGAGGAUUUUAUAUCUAACAUUACAAAUAUUUCACAAGUGACUGUUCACACUGCAAGACUUUAUGGACUUUCUACAUUUAAGGAUGCAAGGCAUGCUGCAGAAGGAGAAAUAUACACAAAACUUAACCAAAAAAUAGAUGAAUUUAUUCAGAUUGCUGAUUAUGAUUGGACAAUGUCUGAAUCAGAUGGAAGAGCCAGUGGAUACUUAAUGGACCUUAUUAACUUUUUAAGAAGCACGUUUCAAGUUUUUACUCAUUUACCUGGGAAAGUGGCCCAGACAGCUUGCAUGUCAGCCUGCCAGCAUCUUUCAACGUCCCUAAUGCAGAUGCUACUGGACAGUGAAUUAAAACAAAUAAGCAUGGGAGCAAUUCAGCAGUUUAAUUUAGAUGUGAUACAGUGUGAAUUGUUUGCUAGUUCUGAGCCUGUGCCAGGAUUCCAGGGAGACACCCUGCAGUUAGCUUUCAUCGACCUCAGACAACUUCUCUGAAAAAGCAGAGGAGCAUGUUACAUCUGUAACAUGAAGCCCAGCCUCAGGGUGCUAUGUAAUGGGAUUUGUGCUUCUCUAGUUUUCAGUGCAAUGCUGCUUAUUCAGCUAAAGAAAGGAGCUCAGAUUUCAGACAGCAAUGAAACAGGAGUUGCACCUCUCUGGAUUUCAGACCAUCCUCACUUUGCUGGGAGAGGAAGGCAGCGCUCUUGCUGGCCUCCCCCUUCUCCAUAAAUGCUGCACUAAAGCAGAAGGAGGGCUUGAGGCACACUGAGCAGAACAGCAACACUUCAAGGCUCAAUAUCUCAUGUAUUUGCAUCAUACAGGGAUAGCGUGCAUAUGCAUACCUGUGUUCAAAAUGACAGUUGAGUAUGACUGCAUGCUAAAUGUGUGUUAUCUGGCUUGCAGGGGACGCACAAUGUCUUUCCAGAGUACUAUAUUCUUACAAGUAAAUGGGAAUUCUUCACACAAACAUGACAAUUUGUUUGUAAGCGCUUAUAUUCCCCAAUCUCUUACUUUUCUCUGUUUCAACUAGAUUCUGUGAAACCUGUAGGUAAUCGCAGUAGGCUCAGACCACAAGUUGUGUGUAUAGAUAUUUGUGAGGAAGAUCUCAAUCAGUGCUCUGUACACAGAAACAAGCCAGCUCAUUACUGGGAUGGGAUUUAUACCUGCCAGCUGGUAAGAAUUAGGAAGCUUUGGAAACAAAUGCACAGAAAUUAGCAGUGGGGGUAAAAAACAAGCAUGGCUUUGGAUACACUAUCUUGAUAAGGAUUUGCAGAAUCAAAGCAGGAUGGCAAGUCAGUCAUUUACUGGCAGUAGGUACUCCUACCCUGUUACUGCCAGGAACUAAGCACACAUGCCAGGUAUUAGGUGUAUGUGUGUUCUUUGGGACAUUAAAACAGUCAUCAAAUUCAGUGCAAAACAGAUUGUAUCCAGCUCGACAUCUGAGUGCCCCUUUUUCAGCAGAGAAGUGCAAAUAACAUGCUGAUAGCGUACCAAGUUUUCUCUAGAUCCUGGCUUACUGACAAUGAGGCAACAUACCUGAAAACAGGUUUUAAAAACUCAGUGUACAAAUGCUGUUACUUCACUUCAGUAGCCCUAUCAAUACCUUACUUAACUAAAAUGAUACACCUAUUGCCAUUUAACUUACAAGAUACACUACUCCAUCUAUGGCAGAAACUGUACCAGUUUCUCCAGAGGAAAGUAUAGUAGAUUGCGCACAAAAGACUAUGUGGUGAAAGGUAUAAUGCUUAAACUGAAUGUCAUCUCCUAACUGACAGUAAAGAAUGCUGUAGGUACCUAAACCAUGGAAGUUAUCAAAAAUAAGAAAAUAAUUUUCUUGUUGUUUCUUUAAGCUAGUUCAUUUAAGGGAUACAAUUCUCUUAGUUCUCCACUUACCGAACCAGAUAUACACAAGAAUUAGAUGAGCUGACAAGAAAUCUGUACUGUGUAUUUAGAAAAUUACAGAACUUGUGAAGCACUGGCUCAGCUUGACUUAGAGACCUGCAGAUAACAGCCUUUGCAUAAGAACGUAAGCCUUAGUUGAACAAGAGCGGGGUUUUGUUGUUGUUAGGUGAGUUUGUAAUUUUUGGAACUGAGACAAGAAAUGGCAUUUAUUGAUCUCAUUUGUCACAUGCAGGUGAAACACUUGACUUCUUAGAGCAGUGCAGGGGAGUUCCAGCUUCUAAAUAGUACCAUCGCAGAAAUUACUUAAAGUUUCACUGGAGAGG
Messenger RNA from Aptenodytes forsteri (emperor penguin), 4092 nucleotides. It is a transcript of the gene EXOC6, whose product is annotated as exocyst complex component 6. Gene Ontology annotation, biological process: exocytosis; intracellular protein transport; Golgi to plasma membrane transport. Bases 167 to 2365 code for a protein of 732 amino acids. The transcript has 21 exons. NCBI's taxonomy places the organism in Eukaryota, Metazoa, Chordata, Aves, Sphenisciformes, Spheniscidae. The record is from RefSeq and is a predicted model, not a curated record. Gene Ontology annotation, cellular component: exocyst; membrane.